Micromonas commoda is the source of this 2400-nucleotide messenger RNA. RefSeq names its product ABC transporter. Bases 1 to 2400 code for a protein of 799 amino acids. Gene Ontology annotation, molecular function: ATP hydrolysis activity; ATP binding. NCBI's taxonomy places the organism in Eukaryota, Viridiplantae, Chlorophyta, Mamiellophyceae, Mamiellales, Mamiellaceae. The record is from RefSeq and is a predicted model, not a curated record. The transcript has 2 exons.
AUGGGCAAGAAGGACGAGACCCCGGAGGAGAGGGCCGCCCGCAAGGAGAAGGAGAAGAAAGAGAGAAAAGGGGACAAGAAGGACAAGAAGGACAAGAAGGAUGAGACCCCCGAAGAGCGCGCCGCGCGCAAGGCGAAGCAGGCGGCCAAGAAGGCUGCCGAGGAGAAGGCUGCAGCCAAGCCCAAGCCCCGAGGUCCGCCUCCCGGCCGUCCGCCUCCCGUGCUGAAGGGCGGCAGGGGCGGCGGUGGCGGUGGCUACAUGGAUGACAUGGACUUGCCCUCCAGCGGCAGCGAAGACGAGACCGAGGCCAUCGUCAGGGAGGAGAAGGAGAUCGUCCUGGGCGUCAAGACGGAGAAGGAGGAGCGCAAGGCUCGCCAGAAGGAGCUAGAGGCUGCGCGCAAGGAGGCGAUCGCCAAGGAACUGGCCAUGCAGGAGGACGACGACGCGUUUACCAUCAGGUGCGCCAACCUCAGCGACGAGGCUAAGGAGCUCAUGGCCAACUCCAAGGACAUCAAGAUUGACGGCUUCAGCGUCGCCGCGAGGGGUAAGGAGCUCCUCAACAACACCAGCAUGACCAUCGUCCACGGGAGGAAGUACGGCCUCGUGGGUCCCAACGGCAUGGGUAAGACCACCAUCAUGAAACUCCUCGCCAGGCGCAAGCUCCCUGUUCCCGACUUUAUCGACAUCCUGCUGGUGGAGCAGGAGGUUGUCGGCGACGACCGAACCGCGCUCGAGUCUGUCGUCGCGGCGGACGUCGAGCUCAUGAACCUCCGCAAACGUAAGCUGGAGCUCGAGGCGGCGAUGGAACGGGUGGCCAAGGCGGAGGACAAGGGCGGCGAGGAUGGACACAAGGAGCGCGAGGCUGCGCUCGCCGAUGCCCUCGCCGCGUGCCAACUCAGCGACGACGCGGAGACCCAGGGCGGCCGACUCGGCGCGCUCGCCGUGAAGGCUGCGCGGGAGGAGGCUGCCGAGCUCACCGCCGAUAACUUCGACCUCGCCGACGAGCUGAACAAGACGUACGAGAAGCUCGACGAGAAGAACGACGCCACCGCGGAGGCGAGGGCGAGCAAGAUUCUCCACGGCCUCGGGUUCACCGUCGCAAAGAAGGACGGGACCCAGACGGGACCCGAGCGAUUCAGCAUGUUCAACACCACCAAGUCGUUCUCUGGUGGCUGGCGCAUGCGCAUCUCCCUCGCAAGGGCCCUGUUCAUCGAGCCGACGUGCCUGCUCCUCGACGAGCCCACCAACCAUCUCGACCUGAGGGCGGUGAUCUGGCUGGAGGAGUACCUGACCCGGUGGAAGAACACCCUGCUGGUGGUGUCGCACGACCGCGACUUCCUCAGCUCCGUCACCACCGACAUCAUCCACCUCCACGAUCAGAAGCUGGACCAGUACCGCGGCUCCUUCGACAACUUCGAGGAGAUGUACGAGCAGCGCAGACGGGAGGCGAACAAGGCUUACGAAAAGUACGAGAAGCAGAUCAAGCAGGCGAAAGCCGCGAAGGGCGGUCAGGCCAAGAAUAAGCAGCAGGAGGUUAAGAAUCAGGCGGCGAAGAAGUUGGAGAAGAAGAACCAGAAGAAGGGGGACAAGGGUAUGAUGCAGGACGACGACAACGACGGACGGGGAGACUCCUCAGCGCCCACCAAAUGGAACGACUACAACGUCGAGUUCCACUUUCCCACCCCGACAGAGCUUCCCCCACCGCUCAUCGGCCUCACCGACUGCCACUUCAAGUACCCCAAGCUCGAGGGCUUCGCGCUGGAGAACCUCAACCUGGGCAUCGACAUGGGCACCAGGGUGGGCAUCAUCGGUCCCAACGGCGCUGGUAAGUCCACGCUGAUGAACCUUCUCGCGGGCGACCUUGAGCCCACCGCGGGAGACAGCCGGAGGUCGCACAAGCUGCGCAUCGGGCGCUACUCCCAGCACUUCGUCGAUGUGCUGUCUAUGGAUGAAAACCCCGUGCAGUACCUGCUUCGCAGUUACCUCAAGCCGGAGGGCGGGAGCUACAAGCCGGAGGAGAUUCGCGCCAAGCUUGGAAAGUUUGGCCUCCCGGGCCACAACCACCUGACGCCAAUCGUGAAGCUCUCGGGAGGCCAGAAGGCUCGCGUGGUGUUCACCGCUAUCCAUCUCAGCAAUCCCCACAUUCUCCUCAUGGACGAGCCCACAAACCACCUCGACAUGCAGUCCAUCGACGCCCUCGGCGACGCCCUGGACGAGUUUGAGGGCGGCGUCGUCCUCAUCACCCACGACGCCCACAUCUGUAGCAAGGUUUUGGACAACGAGAAGAGCGAGAUCUGGGUAGUGGACGAGGGCAGGGUGGACAAGUUCGCAGGCGACUUCGAGGACUACAGGAACCAGCUCGUCAAGGAGAUCAGCGCGGAGCUGGACGACGACUAUUAA